UGUACCGGGAGACUGUAUCCAGCUCUGGUGUCCACCCCUCACACAGGAAGUUGGCAAGUUGGAAGGAGCAACCAGAGGAAGUCAAGGUCUGGAGCCCCAGCCUGGCGGGAAGAGCUCCAAGGGGAUUGAUCUCCUGAGGUGAUCGGAGGCAAAGAGGGCACUCAGCCCCCAUCUGUAGGAACCUCAGUGGGGAGGGGGUUUCUGAGUGCAGGGGGCUCUUCGACCUCGCUGGCUAAAGCAGGACGAGACCAGGUGGCCGGGAGUAGGGUGACCAGAUGUCCCGAUUUUAUAGGGACAGUCCCGAUUUUUGGGUCUUUUUCUUAUCUAGGCUCCUAUUACCCCGCACCCCCUGUCCCAAUUUUUCACACUUGCUGUCUGGUCACCCUAGCCGGGAGCUUGAAUCAGCAACAAUCCAGUUGGAGCUAAGGUGCAAAUCAAAUCAAAUCGAGCAGCCUGGGAAUCUAGGUGCAGAAAAGCCCAAGGGCGUUUCUCACACUUAUAGCAAGGGUGGGGAGCAGCGUUAGCCACAUCCGCAGCCAGGUUGACUGGGCACCAGAGGAGGGAGGAAACCCCUCCCCCCUGAUGUGGGCAUGGCUGUGACUUCUCCCAGGGGCAUUUCCACCCCUGGUCCAUCCAGGUGGGGGUUUCCAGGAAACCAGGUACUGCCUUUGUGGUUACCAGACCCUGCCCUCCCCUCCCAGGUCCAUAUAACCUCCAGGGCUGAGACAGAGGCUCUGUGUCUGUCCCUAGAUGGCUCUGAGGAUGCAGCUCUUGAUCCUGGUCCUGUUCUCUGUGGCCUUUCUCCUGCCCCCCGGGGCUCAGGCUGGGGAGAUCAUUGGGGGAUGGGAAGCCCGGCCCCACUCCAGACCCUACAUGGCCUACGUGAAGAUAGCAACGUGGAGAGGGGUGAAAACGUGUGGGGGGUUCCUGAUUCGGGAUGACGUGGUGCUGACGGCGGCUCAUUGUAAUGACGAGCAGGGCAAAGGCAUCGUGGUGCUGGGGGCCCACAACAUUCGGAAGAAAGAACCAAGAGAACCAAGGAGUCAGAAAAUUAGAGUGAGGCGCUGGAUCCGCCACCCCAAAUAUAACAAAAUGACCCAAAACAAUGACAUCAUGCUGCUGCAGCUGAGAAAGAGGGCUGAACUCAAUGACUGGGUGCAGCCCAUCCCUCUGCCCCACCCCUGGCCGGAGGUACCUGUGGGCACCAGGUGCAACAUGUCUGGGUGGGGCUGGAUGCAAGUUAAUCCCGCUAAGAGCUCGGACGUGCUGCAGGAUGUGGUUCUGGAGGUGAUGGCCGACGAGGUGUGUGAACGCAAUUUGACCAAACCAUAUGAUGCUAAGUCCAUGCUCUGUGCGGGGGAUCCCAGAGGCAAGAAAGCCACCCUGAAGGGUGAUUCAGGGGGCCCCCUGGUUUGCGAUGGGGUGCCCCAGGGCAUCGUCUCAUGGGGGCCGAGCAACGGGGCCUCUCCUGAAGUGUAUGCAAGAGUCUCCCGGUUCGUCCGCUGGAUACGGACAGUGAUGAAACAGCUGACGCCCCCGGAUGCUCCUGGAAUCUCGUCUCGAACCUGA
This is a messenger RNA of Terrapene triunguis (Three-toed box turtle), 1569 nucleotides long. RefSeq names its product cathepsin G-like. NCBI's taxonomy places the organism in Eukaryota, Metazoa, Chordata, Testudines, Emydidae. The record is from RefSeq and is a predicted model, not a curated record. The transcript has 5 exons. Gene Ontology annotation, molecular function: serine-type endopeptidase activity. The coding region runs from base 751 to 1569 and encodes 272 amino acids. Gene Ontology annotation, cellular component: intracellular membrane-bounded organelle; cytoplasm. Gene Ontology annotation, biological process: proteolysis.